AUGUCCGACAACGUGUUCAUCGACGUCGUCGAGCCCAUCGACUAUCACGUGCUCGCGCCGAGCGAGAAGGAGCUCGAACGAUGGUGGGCGCGGCAGAACAGGCAAGGGCGAGGCGCGGGUGCGUUCGACGCCAAUUCUAUCGGAACGAGCGGAAGCGACCGAGGGAGCGAUUCCGACGCGAGCGACUGCGGCGGCAUGACCCUGCGCGAGGCGCAGCAGCUCGUGAACAAGCGUCGCGCGGAGCAUCCGGGUCGUUUGGACGAGAGGUUCGGGUCGGGGAUGCGCGUCAAGACGAAGCUGGCCGCCCCGUCGAGCCCGCUGGCAACCAUCCCAUCCUCCCCGACAAUUCACCGGAACAGGGCGGAUUCGUCGAGCUCGGGCGAGGGGGAAGGCCUCGCGGGACCGUCUCCCAGGUCGCCCCUGGACCGCGCCGCCGCCCGCGACGCGCGUCUCGAGUCCGUCGCAGCAUCGGGAGGCUCGCCGAAGGCGGCUCCGCGCCCGGCGACCAUCGCGUUGCUCACGCCGGCCGUCUCCUCGGACAACUUGCCCUCGAGUCCGUCGCCGAGGACCAGACUCCAUCGUCAUCCGUCGCCCGGCGUCAUCGACGAAAUCGCGCCAGCCGCCGCGUGCGCCCCGCCGGACGACGCCGCGUCCGACAGGUACGUGGACAUCGAGGCGGGCGUGAGGGAGAUCAUCGCGCGCGAGGAGGCGACGCCGGGCGGUGCGGCUCGGGGCGGAUGGAUGGACGGGUGGGUCGGAUGGACGACGACGAGGCGAAUCGCGAGGAGGUUAGCGGACCGAAGGAUCCCACGGCCCGCGUGGGCGGCGUUCGUGGUGCUUUGGCUGUACGCGAUCGCGCGGCUGGUGCUGGGCGCGUGA
Molecule: messenger RNA, 879 nt
Organism: Micromonas commoda
Lineage: Eukaryota; Viridiplantae; Chlorophyta; Mamiellophyceae; Mamiellales; Mamiellaceae
Exons: 1
Coding region: 1-879 (292 amino acids)
Source: RefSeq, a predicted model, not a curated record